UAAGUUAACCCCAGUUUUACUUUGCUUGCCCGCUCAGAUCUCGUCGUUUUCGCUUCAUUUGAAAUCUCGCCCACUCUUGUUUUCAUUCAAACCCUAACCCUAGAACUCAAUCUCGAUCUCUAAUGGCGGAUUCAGAUCCUGCGGCCUCCCCUCUCAAACAGUCGCCGGAGAAGAAUGAGGAGCUACAGGAUUCAGGAACAAAGAUCAAGCAAGAGAAUGAAGUGCAGGAAUCAUCUCCUUUUUCCAAUUCACCGAAGGAGGAGGGUGUGCAGCCAAUCGGAGCGAGGAUCAAGGAUUUAGAUGAGUCGCAGUCGGAGUUGCUGUCUAGGAUUCAAGGGUUGAAGCAGAAUGUCCAAAGCUGGAGAUCACUGGUGGACACACAGCUGAAGUCAUACAAGGAUGAGAUGACCGGGCUUAAGAAGCAACUUGAAAGUGAAUUGGAGCAGUUGUCAUCGGACUUUAAAGAACUGAAAACCACUCUCCAGAAGCAACAGGAAGAUGUCACUAAUAGUUUGAAGAACUUGGGUCUGCAAGAUGCCCCUAAACAUUCUGGGGAGUCUGAAAUUGAGGAGGAUAAUUCGGAUAAAGCACAAAGUCCUGCAUCAGAAAGCAAAGGGGAUUCUUUGCCUGCUGGAGAAUCCUCUAUCCAGUAGGCUAAAAGAUUUUCUACCAUGCAAAACUUGAGAAUGAAGGAAAAUAUUGCACUCUCACAGUAUAUGCUGCUCAAGUUAUGCCCAUCCUCAGUAAAAUUCCCUCAGAAAUGCUUAUAAUGGAGGUAUAUGCUGGUGUAUUGGCUCAUUAUAUUUGAUCUGCAUGAUCAGGCAACAAAAAAGUGAACAUAAUAGGUUAUAUCCCUCUAUGUACCUGUAAUAACAAACAUAGUUUGUUUCUCAUCUAAUACUUUCACUAUUCUUGGUUUCUUCA
This is a messenger RNA of Asparagus officinalis (garden asparagus), 924 nucleotides long. RefSeq names its product CAP-Gly domain-containing linker protein 1. The record is from RefSeq and is a predicted model, not a curated record. The coding region runs from base 123 to 653 and encodes 176 amino acids. The transcript is spliced from 9 exons. NCBI's taxonomy places the organism in Eukaryota, Viridiplantae, Streptophyta, Magnoliopsida, Asparagales, Asparagaceae.